Messenger RNA from Hirsutella rhossiliensis, 1785 nucleotides. Its product is annotated as Ribonuclease H-like protein. The transcript has 4 exons. The coding region runs from base 1 to 1785 and encodes 594 amino acids. The record is from RefSeq and is a predicted model, not a curated record. NCBI's taxonomy places the organism in Eukaryota, Fungi, Ascomycota, Sordariomycetes, Hypocreales, Ophiocordycipitaceae.
AUGGAUGCCUUCCUGUCGAAGAAGCAACAGCUGAAAGAGGACCUCCAGCGGUCGCGGAGUAGAAUCUCCAUCUCCUUCGACCUCUGGACCUCGCCAAACCCGUACGCAAUCCUGGGUGUCGUCGCCAUGUGGAUUGACGCCACCGGCAAGCGACGAAGUACCGUCCUGGGCAUGCGACGCGUUCAUGGCGAGCACAGUGGCGAGAAUCUUGGGUCGACCGUUCUCGAAUUACUGAAGGAAUAUGACAUUGGCGGAGAUCAGAUUGGAUACUUCAUGCUGGACAAUGCUUCAUCCAAUGAUACCGCUGUUGAGUUUAUACUCAAGGAGCUCUGCCCAUGGAUGAAGCCGCAACAGCGUCGCCAUCGCCGACUGCGCUGCUUGGGUCACAUUGUCAACCUCUGCUGCCAGGCGUUUCUCAUCCGUCGAAAUUAUGGACAGCACUGGUUCGAGCUCGAAAAGAUCGAGCUCGCACUAAAAGACUUCUUCGCGGCAACUAUGCUUGCUGAAGGAAACAAGACAUCCCUCGCUGACUGGUUUUCGACUUUGGACUGUCUUCUUCGCGAGAUCAACGAGACGAAGGAUCACUACCAUGACGUUCACGAGGAAGACGACAACGACAACUUCACGUGGAAGUAUCUCCAAGGUUGUGCAGAUGCUGCGUGGUCAAAGUGCGAGGAGUAUUACAGCAACCGACAACGGACGUAUUACGCAGCUCAAGUACUCAAUCCGUAUCGAAAGUGGGCAUGGUUCAGGCAAGAAUGGGUUCUUCAGGGCGACGAAGGAAGACAGAAGUGGUAUGAAAGCGCACAGCUGGCGGUGAAGCAGCUCUGGGAGACAGAGUAUAAGGGAAAGUACCCUGUUGAGGCGCUACCACCUCCAGUCAGGAAGGACAAGGAUCCAGACCCGGCAUUCGAUCGGCAGAGGGAACAUAAACGCAUUCGCAUAGACGGCCCGGCUGCUGCCACCGAUCUGUAUGAGCAGUAUAUUUCGACCGACCGGCUGCAUGACGAGGAGGCAGGUUGCGAUGAGGCCAUCGCCUAUUGGCUAUCCCGUUAUGACUCGCAAAGAGACCUCGCCCGCUUCGCUCUGGAUCUAUUUGCAGUUUCCCCAAUGUCAGAUGAGUGCGAACGGCUUUUUAGUAGCGCAAAGCUUGCUGUACAGAUUGCGGUCAAUGGCGCCUCCAAUUAUGGAAGACAAGUCCGACCGGACCGCUUGAAGACCUGCAAGGAAGCCUUGAAGCAGGCCAGGUGGAAGAGCCUUCUCGAUGCAGUCAAGGAAUCUGGAGGCAGUCAGCAGCAGACCAGCAGCACAGGGGAGCCGCGGAAGCGAGGGGACUUUGUCGGCGUGGCCAUCAGCGCUGAAUGCCUCUCUGAUGGAACAACAGAAUCGGUUUUUGCAGCAUUGCAGCAGCAGCAUCCUCUUUACGACUCCACAAUCUACGACGGGGGUGCAACCACGCACGUCGUCAACAACAAGGAUCUGCUGGCCGACAUCAGGGAAGCAUCAGAGUCUGACUACAUCCUGAUUGGCGACAGCAGCCUCAAGGUCCAGGCGAGAGGAACUCGAAGGAUGGAAGACAUACUUGAUGGCGAGGAUGGGAAGAACACACGGGCACUUGUCUUGCUCGAUGUGGCCUUCGUUCCACGAUUCCACACGAACAUCGUCAGCGCAAAGAAGCUUGAGAAGAAGGGCUUGUGGCACCGUGGCUUUGACAACACGCUUAGAAUGGGAACGUACGACGACAAUGACGUCCUUUGUCGGCUUACGGAAAAGUACGAUAUCUAA